Molecule: messenger RNA, 1842 nt
Organism: Chrysochloris asiatica (Cape golden mole)
Lineage: Eukaryota; Metazoa; Chordata; Mammalia; Afrosoricida; Chrysochloridae
Gene: KLHL21
Product: kelch-like family member 21
Exons: 4
Coding region: 49-1842 (597 amino acids)
Biological process (GO): protein ubiquitination
Molecular function (GO): protein binding
Source: RefSeq, a predicted model, not a curated record
GCGUCUCUCCGCAGGCCCUGGCCGCGGUACCCGAGUAGCGCAGGCGCCAUGGAGCGGCCGGCGCCCUUAGCUGUGCUGCCUUUCUCAGAUCCGGCACACGCCCUGAGCCUUCUGCGCGGCCUAAGCCAGCUCCGCGCCGAGCGCAAGUUUCUGGACGUCACCCUAGAGGCAGCAGGCGGGCGCGACUUCCCGGCGCACCGGGCGGUGCUGGCAGCCGCCAGCCCCUACUUCCGCGCCAUGUUCGCCGGGCAGCUGCGUGAGAGCCGCGCAGAGCGGGUGCGACUACACGGCGUGCCGCCUGACAUGCUACAGCUGCUGCUAGACUUCAGCUACACUGGCCGCGUGGCGGUGAGCGGCGACAACGCCGAACCAUUGCUGCGCGCCGCCGACUUGCUACAGUUCCCGGCCGUGAAGGAGGCGUGCGGUGCCUUCUUGCAGCAGCAGCUCGACCUGGCCAACUGCCUGGACAUGCAAGACUUCGCAGAGGCCUUCAGUUGCACUGGGUUGGCUAGCGCCGCGCAGCGCUUUAUACUGCGCCACGUGGGCGAGCUGGGCGCCGAGCAGUUGGAGCGGCUGCCCCUGGCGCGACUGCUGCGCUACCUGCGCGACGAUGGGCUGUGCGUCCCCAAGGAGGAGGCUGCCUAUCAGCUGGCGCUGCGCUGGGUGCGCGCUGACCCGCCGCGCCGCGCCGCGCAUUGGCCGCAGCUGCUCGAGGCCGUGCGCCUGCCCUUCGUGCGCCGCUUCUACCUACUGGCGCACGUUGAGGCCGAGCCUCUGGUGGCGCGCUGCCCGCCCUGUCUGCGCCUGCUGCGCGAGGCGCGCGACUUCCAGGCGGCACGCUACGACCGCCACGACCGCGGGCCCUGCCCCCGCAUGCGCCCUCGUCCCUCCACCGGUCUCGCCGAGAUCCUCGUGCUCGUGGGUGGCUGCGAUCAGGACUGUGAUGAGCUGGUCACGGUCGACUGCUACAACCCACAGACAGGCCAGUGGCGCUACCUGGCUGAGUUCCCCGACCAUCUGGGCGGGGGGUACAGCAUCGUGGCGCUCGGCAAUGACAUCUAUGUGACUGGUGGGUCCGACGGCUCAAGGCUCUACGACUGUGUGUGGAGGUAUAACUCAAGCGUGAACGAGUGGACAGAGGUGGCGCCCAUGCUGAAGGCCCGCGAGUACCACAGCUCCUCAGUGCUGGAUGGGCUUCUUUACGUGGUGGCAGCAGAUAGCACAGAGCGCUACGACCACACUGCUGACUCCUGGGAGGCCUUGCAGCCCAUGACCUACCCCAUGGACAACUGCUCCACCACUGCCUGCCGUGGCAGGCUCUACGCCAUUGGCUCCCUGGCUGGCAAGGAGACCAUGGUCAUUCAGUGCUAUCACCCAGACACAGACCUGUGGUCCCUGGUGGACUGCGGACAGCUCCCACCCUGGUCCUUUUCCCCCAAGACUGUGACGCUGAAUGGACUCAUGUACUUUAUCAGGGACGACUCCGCUGAGGUGGACGUCUAUAACCCAGUGAAGAAUGAGUGGGACAAGAUCCCGUCUAUGAAUCAGGUGCAUGUCGGGGGCAGCCUGGCUGUCCUGGGUGGGAAGCUGUACGUCUCUGGCGGCUACGACAACACAUUUGAACUCUCGGAUGUAGUGGAAGCAUAUGACCCAGAGACCCGUGCAUGGAGUGUGGUAGGGCGGCUCCCAGAGCCCACCUUCUGGCAUGGCAGCGUCAGCAUCUUCCGUCAGUUCAUGCCCCAGAUGUCCUCAGGCGGGCGAGGCUUUGAGCUGGACAGUGGCGGUCACGAGAUGAACUCGGGUCAGCGUCAGCUGCCACAGAACCUGAAUGGGCUGCACUAG